UGACUGUCACCACAACUGUCAAAGUUGUCAACAAAUUGGUGUGGUGAUUUUUCGUUCACGCAUUUGUUGAUAUUUCUCUUGAAGAAUAAACCUGUAAAAAUGAGUUCUGGAUUUAUAUCAGAGACUGAAAUUCUAGAAGCCAGACGCCGGCGUCAAGAAGAAUGGGAGAAAGUGAGGACUGACGACCAACCAAAAGAGGCCCCAGAAGAGCAAUAUGACAGUAGGCCACUAUUCCAGCGCCUGGAGGAGCAGAGGCUUAAAAAGGAAGCAGAGUAUGAGGAAACUCACAAAUUGAAGAAUAUGAUCAGAGGGCUGGAUGAUGAUGAGGUUGGAUUCCUGGACCUGGUGGAGCAGAGCAAGGCUAAGGCAGCGCAGCAGAUAUCCCUGGAGGAGCAGAAGGAAAUGCAGGAGUUCAGGGAGCGGGUGUCCACAUUAGCAGAGAGUGAGGAGCUAACACGUCUGCGCGCGCAACUGGCGCCCGCGCGGUCCACGCCCGCGCCCGCGCCGCAGGCACAGAAGAACAAACUGCUUGGAGUGAUUGUGCGAAAGAGGAAAGCAAGUGAGAUGGAAGAUGAGAAACAAGAGAAAGGUGCUCCCCCAGCCAAUACUAACGGAAUAACCAACAGCAGUGACUCCAAAGAGAACGGAUCCGAAGCCCCCGCGGUGGGAGGCACGCUGCGCUGUAUCGGUGUCUUACCUGGACUGGGGCACUACGACACAGAUUCCACUAGCGACACCGACGAAUCCAGCGAUGAGUCGAUCUGCAACGACAAGUCCUGCAAACGCGAUCUCCUGGGCAGGCGGCCGGAGCCGGCCGAGUCGGAGUCUCGAAGCCAAGCCAAGAGUUAAACUGGACCAGGUUAUUAUUUAGGUAAUAGAUUAUUUCCGCGAUCUAGACUUCAGCAGUCUUGCGAAAUAAGGCCGAUUCAUUCACUAAGAAUUGUCCAUAGACAAUUGAAUGAAUGUAAUAUCAUUCAUAAACUUGUCUUUGCUAUUUGAAAGUGGUCCUGAAAAAAAUUACAAUUUCAUCACCAUUAACAAAAGAAGAAAUUGUGAGACAUUGGCGAAAUCGUGGUUCCCAAAACCUUAUUCAUUGCCAUUAAAAAAGUAGAGGUACACACGGCCACACUGUUAACUAUCCAUUUCCGUUUUUGCUCUCGCUCUCAUCAAAUGGUGAUUCUUUGCGAUAGAACGAGAUGACAUGACUGGCAAUGGGCAGUUAACCCUGUCGCCGAUAGUACAAUUCAGUGUUAGAAUCAUACCUUAUUUACAAAAUUGCUAAAGUAUAUUUGUGGGAUUAUGCAUUGGGAUUAAUGAGUAUCUUUAAGUAUAAGCAAAUAAGUUCCUUGUUCAUUAAAUUCUGCGAUUGGGCACUAAGCCUUAAACUCAGCAGAACUUUUGCUUCUGCUUAAUCUUUUGAGACAACGUUGAUUUAAAUCUUUCUUGUGAUAACAAAAAUUAUAGUAAGUUAUUUUGUGUGCCCCAUUUGGGAAUCGAACCCAGGACCGAAUGGAGAGAUAAGUUUUAAAUGAUGCUAUGCAUCUAAAACGAAACAUUUCUGUUGAAUCAGAAACAAUUUAUUUAAGGUUUUUAUAUAUUUUCGCAAGAACUUGCUAUGUCUCUGCAAUAGUCGUGCAAUACACGAAAAUUAUUAAAUAUUGAAACACUUGCAAGGAUUCUGUAAAAAAAAUACCUGAGCUCACUAUCCCUUUGACUAUCUGUGUUUUAGGUGUAUAAUAUAAAAUAUUAUGUAAUAUUUAAGUUAUACAAAUAAAUAUUUGUAUAUUA
Molecule: messenger RNA, 1788 nt
Organism: Ostrinia nubilalis (European corn borer)
Lineage: Eukaryota; Metazoa; Arthropoda; Insecta; Lepidoptera; Crambidae
Product: PSME3-interacting protein
Exons: 7
Coding region: 100-849 (249 amino acids)
Cellular component (GO): nucleus
Source: RefSeq, a predicted model, not a curated record